AUGAGGAGCUUCCCCCUAAACUUUGCCUUUCCCUUGGCUCUGAAGGACCCAGCCUGGAGGAAAAGGGAGCUGCUGCUGCUGGAGCCUGGCGUGCUUUGGGCUUUGGGCUUUGAAAACCCUGCCUUCACUCCAGGAGGAGUUUCACUCUGCUCUGGAGUCUCCACUGGCUGCCCACCAUGGCUGGCUCAGAAAAGGCUCCCUGGCUGGGAGGGGAAGCUGCUGGGAUGUGCAAAGGGGUGUGAAUGUGGGGAAAACCUGAGCAAAAUGCCACCAGAGCUCACCUUCUUCCUCCUCUGUGCUCUGAGUGCACCAAAUCUCUCAGGUAUUUUAGGAGGAGAUGCUUUGUUGCCAGCACCUCAGAGUAUCUCCAUUCUUUCAACCAACAUGAAACACUUCUUAACUUGGAGUCCUGUGAUCGUCCAGGGAGCAACUGUGAGAUACUCAGUUGAGUUUCAGGGGGAAUACGAGCGGGAAUACGCCAACGGGAGCUGGAUCCCCAUCUCGGAGUGUUCCCUCACCACAGCCACGGUGUGCAACAUCACAGAGGACAUCUCAGCCACCGUGGCCUACAAGCUGCGUGUCAGGGCAGAGCUUGGUGCCGCCAGGUCCCAGUGGGGCACCACGAAGGGCUUCUUCAACCGCGCCACGACUUCCCUGACCCCACCCCUGCUGAGGGUCGUGGCAGAGGGGCAGCAUUUACUGGUGGAGCUGGCAGACAUGGGACCCUCCUUCCAGUUCCGGCUGCUCUACUGGAAGAAGGGCCAGGAGAGCAGGGUGCAGCAGAAGGUGAUGAAGGUGGUGAGCUCCGUGCUUCACCUGGACACCAUGGAGGCAGGAGCUGAGUACUGUGUGAAGGCUCAGACACACGUCGAGGCCAUCAACAGGAGCAGCAGCUUCAGCCCCACGCAGUGUGUGAGGGCACAGGGUGACACAUCCGUGUGGCUGGUUACUGCCCUCAUCUCCUCUGCUGGCUUUGCUGUGGCAGCUUUAACCCUGCCUCUCCUUACCUGGAAAAUAAGUAAAGUCUUCCAAUAUGCCUGCUGCCCUGCUGCUGUCCUGCCAGACACACUGAAAGAAUCUGAGCCCCCCACCCAUCUGAUCCUGCGGGGCAGAGAAGAGGCUGAGCAAUGUGACCUGAUGGUGGUUGUGAUGCCCUCAGAAGAAGUUCUCCAGCUGUGGAUUCAAAAAGCACUUUAG
Molecule: messenger RNA, 1197 nt
Organism: Poecile atricapillus (Black-capped chickadee)
Lineage: Eukaryota; Metazoa; Chordata; Aves; Passeriformes; Paridae
Gene: IL20RB
Product: interleukin 20 receptor subunit beta
Exons: 8
Coding region: 1-1197 (398 amino acids)
Molecular function (GO): interleukin-20 binding
Source: RefSeq, a predicted model, not a curated record